Octopus bimaculoides (California two-spot octopus) is the source of this 11819-nucleotide messenger RNA. RefSeq lists its product as uncharacterized. Lineage: Eukaryota; Metazoa; Mollusca; Cephalopoda; Octopoda; Octopodidae. Gene Ontology annotation, biological process: smooth muscle cell differentiation; positive regulation of transcription by RNA polymerase II. Gene Ontology annotation, molecular function: transcription coactivator activity. Gene Ontology annotation, cellular component: nucleus. The record is from RefSeq and is a predicted model, not a curated record.
AUUAAUGGUGACUUGAUAGUGGCAGCAGUGAGGCUACUAAUGUGAACAGCAGCACCAACAGUAGUAGUAGUAGUAGUAGCAGCAGCAGCAGCAAUAGUGUGGUAGUAGAAGUAGUAGUGCUACUAAUCACCACUACUACUACUACUGCUACAAGCGGUAUUAGUAGUGGUAGGUAAUGAAAUUACCUGCUGAAGUAAUAAUAUUGGUGUACAAAGACACCCAACACACUAGUGGUUUACAGUGUAUCGUCACUUAGCAGCGUUAAUGUCAAACCAUCAAUGUCAACCAUCAUUUCACAUGUUUAAAACGGAGGAACGAUGGACUGUGGGGGGAUUGCUGUCUGAGUGCAAAGGGUUUAAACAGAUACCACAAGAAGUUGUAUCCCUCAAGAAAAGUUUUGAAUCUAGCAGCUCGUCAAACUGGACCCCCCUCUAUGGGGGAGCACGGUUAGACCAGGAUACCAUCCAGUACUUCCAUAAAUUCUACUGUAAAGAUUGCCGUAUGGAGAAACAAGCUGCUGAGCGUGCCAAAGCAUCGUCAGUAGUGGGGGGAGAGAAUGCACUUGGUGGGACAUCACCAACAGCAGGAUACACCAGUCAACAACCAUCAAGUCCACAAAAUUCUCUGGACGAACUCUCACUACAACAAGCCAUGGAUAAAAAUAAAGAAUGUGAUCUCUUGUCAAAUCAGUUUAAUGGGGCACUGUUGCACAAUGAAGAAAUGCCAGACUCACAAAUGACUUUACUCCAAACUGCCCCAGCAACUAGGUUUGAUGCCACAACAGCAUUGAAGCGCAAGUUGAUGCUUCGGCGAUCUGUUACUGAGCUGGUUGACCGAGGCAUUUAUCCACCUCUUAAAACACCCCCUGCAUAUGCAGAACAAAGAAAGCAGCUGGAACGGGCAAAGACUGGAGAUCUUUUACGACACAAAAUACAACAUCGUCCUGACCGAGAAUCUCUUGUAAAUCAACACAUUUUAGAAGAUACAAAUGUAGAUCCAUCACUUCAUGAUCGUCAACGACAGCUAAAAAGAGCCAAGCUAGCUGAUGGACUCAAUGAUAAGUUGUCUCAUCGUCCUGGCCCAUUGGAACUUGUACAGGGCAACAUCUUGCAAGCAAAUGAAGAACUAGCAGAAGCUAUCAAAGGUAUCAAACUGAGGGAUUUAAGCUCAAAGAAGUUUUUAGCAACUGAACAAGAGGGUUUGAUCAAGUUUCAGAAAACUAGUGAUGGUGAUGAAGCUGAAGGAAGACUUACCCAACACUUUGGAUGUGAAGAAGAGAGCAAUAGUGAUGAACCUCUGUCUCCUACACAGGAAGAAGACUCUAAUCUCUCUGAUAUUGGUAGCCCAGUGUCCAGUAUUACUGGCACCAUAGAUUUUGGCAUUUUACGUACAAGAACCCCUGGUCAAAACCAGACAUCAUCUUCCACAAAAGCAACUGUAACUAUACCACCUGGUCAACCUUAUGCAGUUCCUUCUGGGUCCUCUGCUUUAGCAAACCGGCACACAGCUACUACUUCUCGAAAUGGUAAUUCCAAUAGCGGUCAACACAAGUCACGGCCCAAAAAGCCCAAACCAAAAACACAACCUAAAGCUAAAGUUAUCAAAUUCCAUGAAUACAAGGGUCCACCAAAUAUUGUGAAAAACAUUCAAAAUGCAGCACAAAAUUUGGCUAAUAAUUCUGAAACUCCUUACCAUAUUCUUCUUCAACAACAGCAACUAUUUCUUCAAUGGCAGCUGCAGUUUCAACAGAAAAAGAUUGCGUCCAGCUCUAAAGGGAGUGAAAAUCAGGGAACAUCUUCUGCCCCUCAUAGUUCCUCUGGCAACAUGGUUAUGACUGGUUCCACCACAUCACCAGCUAAUGCAGCCAGCGUCACUGCUUCCACAAGUCAACCAAGUCCAUCACCUCCACUGUUGCAGCAAAGACCGACGCCAUCACACACUCCACAGCCACAAUCAACAAAUCCUCACCACCAUCAUCAUCACCACCAUCACCAUCAUCACCAUCAACAACAGCAGCAACAGCAGCAACAACAACAAAAACAGCAGCAACAAAAGCAUCAGCAGAUAAGCUUAUUAUCCCAAAACCAAGCCCAUCCAUCCUCACUCCCACAAGUGUCUCCAGCUUCUUCCCCGUCACAAAAGACUGUAACUUCCAUCACUGCACCAACUACAGCCAAAUCACUCUCCAAUCUAGAAGACAUGAAAGUUGCUGAUUUAAGGGCAGAGCUAAAAAAGCGAAACUUGACUGUGUCUGGUUCGAAGCCACAAUUGAUAGAACGCCUUCGUAAUUAUUUGGAGAUUAAGUCCAACAACACAAACCCAACAGUAACCAACACUUUACUGGACAGUAAUAGUAACCUUUCUCUACAAGGAAUUCAAGCCCUGAUAUACUCUCCAGAAGAGUCCAUGGUUACAAAUAUUACCCCUCCAAGUUCGCCUAAUUGUAAAGACAACUCAAACAAGUUGUCUACAAUCUCUUUAGAUAAGAUGGAGGUAUUGUCUAGCAACUUCCUUCUCCAGAAGAAUCAUCUUAACAGCAAUACCAUGAAUAGCAACAGUAACAACAACAACAACAGCAACAAUAACAAUAGCAGCAGUAGUAGUAGUAAUGGUAACAGUUCUGUGCCAAUGACAGUGGAUUCUGUAUCAAGACCACCUUCUGUAGCACCAAAUGAAAAUGCACCAAUGGAUGUUGACCAAGGGACUUCUCUUUCAGCAGAACUAUCUCCUAAUGUCAAUGGUGGGUCCAAAGCAGUUGGGGUGGUCUCUCCACAACAGCAGCAGCUACCAGUUCAAACUCAAGCUCAACAGAGAAGUAUUCUGGGCCAGGAAGAACUGGUCAAGCAACAACAGAAAACAAUUGAAGCUCUUCAGCGCCAGUUGCAUGAAUCACAAAUGCAAUUGCAGUUACAACUUCAACAACAACAAUUAAAACUGCAGCAGCAGCAACAACAACAACACAUCAAUGUAUUAAAACAACAACCACCAUCGCCUCAACAAGUGAUGGCAGUGCACUCACCACCUCAGGUGGUCAGCGUACAAUCUCCACCACAGGUUAUGAGUGUUCACUCACCACCUCAGGUAAUGGCUCUACAUUCUCCUUCUAGCAUGAUGGCUGUCCAGUCACCACAAAUGAUGAAUGUCCACAGUCCUUCCCAAAUUAUAAAUGUCCAGUCUCCAACACAGAUUCUCAAUGUUCAGUCACCGAGUCAGGUGAUCAACCCACAGUCCCCUCCUCAACAUGUCAUCACUGCUCAGUCCCCUCCUCAAAUUCUAAAUGUCAUGAACAUCACUGCUGCUGACUCCAAAGUGCCUAUGGCUCCUGCCCUCCCUCACACAUCGCCAUUGCAGGUACAACAAUCUCUCAAAUCUCUUGGACUAACCUCAAUUCCGAUCUCAGCUCACUUACUUCAGACAUCAUCUCCCAGCGUACAACCAACCCAAAGUCUACCUGCAGUGAUUGUGACUACUUCAACUGCCACUACCGAUAUCAAACCCAACUUUGAUGAAUUAUUUGGCAGCCCUCAACCACAGUUGAGUCCUGCCAGUCCCGUUGAGCUGGCUAAUCUGGCUUUGAACUAUUCCACUUCACCAGCAUCUGUAUCGCCAUUCCUGAUUAGUGUAUCUAAAGACAGCUCAAGGGAAGGAAGUCCAUCUCCAAAAGGUUUCAUAGGUAGUCCCAGGUAUAGUAAUGUUGUUGUUAUUAUUCUUAUUCUUCUUCCUAUUAUUAUUAUAUUAUGGUGGCAAGCUGCCAGAAUUGUUAGUGUUAAAACAAAUGCUUUGCAGUAUACUCCAGUGUUUGUAACUUUGCAAGAUGGCGCAGUGGCAGCUAAUGGUCUGGCCCAAAACUCUGCCCCAGCUUUGGUUGCGAAUGAAGCUGGCGCCAACAACCUCAACAUCAAUGUAUCAACUAAGAGUCAAGCUAUGGAUGAUGUUUUAGAAAUAUUGAUUAGAAAUGGAGAACUUCCUCCAAGUGCAGCACAAGAACCCCCUCCAACACCAAAAACAACAAGCCAGACGCCAACAACAUCAACGAUUACUGUAACCCAAGUUGUUGCCACCAGCAACAGCACAAGUUCAGCAUUUUCUGUGGCUACGAUGUUAAUGCCAUCUCCAUCAUUGCCACUCAACAACAAUGUAUCUACAACGGCUGUUAAUCAGCGACCUGUGGUGUCAGUGUUGGCACCAGUCUUGAUAAAACAAGAACCUGAUAUUUCAUCAUCGCCACCAACUUUGACUUGUGAUGGAACCAGCCACGAAUUUGUUGAUAUUAAUGACGUUCUUAGCCAAGAUUUUAACAAUAUGGACUGGACAUCAGACACCAGCUUUCCCAGCUUGGAUCUUCCAGAUAUCUUUAAUGAUCAGAAAAUGACCAACUCUAUUGUGCCAAUAAUUAAUAAAGUAGAUGCUGCCAACCCCGGUUCUUCAUCAGAUUUAGAUGUACUGAAUUUACCACAAGACUCAGAAACCUCUUGCAACAUGCAAAUAGAUGUAUCGGACUGGUUGGAUGCUUCCUUCACUUCAGCAUCACUCAACACACCCAUCUCUUUCACAUCAUCAGACCCAAUUCUAACACCCAAAACACAACAAGAUGUUUUAUUUAAUUUUGUUGAAGCUGAUUUCUCAAGUGUUUCUGAUACUCAGUGUGGUAUGGAUUAGGCUAAGCGAACAAAUCUGUUAAUAAUUUGAAAUCAGUCGCCAAUGGUUUGAUUGGUGAGUUUUAGUUAUUAAUUAAACACACAUUUAACUAUCUUGACUCUACUUCCAAGAUUGAACCAGUUGGCAGCAGGAUAAAGAUAGCCUGCAAUAGUUAUCAGAAGAGCUGUGUGUUUGAUCUGCCAGCACAGCCAUGGAGAUCACUGUAUAACUGCAUUAACUAAUACAGCACAUCGGGAUGUCGUUCACUGAACUUCAUAUACACUCACAUAAUUUUAGUACAUCCUGCCUAGAAAGUGGGGGAGGGAGAGGUUUAGAGUUCAUCACAAGAACAUCUUCUCUUACCCAUUGGCUAAAUUCUGGUACAUAAAAAUCUGGUUUUUGUUUUUUGAGAGGAGUACAAUCCUUUGUGGAAUUAACUCUAGCUUUGGAGAAAUUCAUACUAGAAAGUUUUUGAUUGCUCCAAAGGAGAAGUUUCUUCAGUAGAAGAGAAACCAUUCUUUUUCUUUUAUUAUCAUUAUUUUUUUUAAUACUUCUUUCUGAAUUCCUCCCAAAUUCCUCUUGCUUGUAAUCUAGAUGCAAAAAAAAAAAAAAAUCACUGUUUUACAAAUUUCUGUUUAGCUUUCUCUGACUUAUUGACUUUUUAAAUUUAAAAACAGAAAACAACACUCCCGCCUCCAAAAAAGACUGAACUUGAGAUUUUGAUGGUCCACUGCCCUUCUUCACUCAAUGUGCCCUUCCUCUUCUUUCCUCAUUGCACAAAUUAAUCACUUGAUAACUGUUCAAUUUUGGCUCAUGCCCUUGCUCUUCCUUCCUUCUUUCUCUCCCAAUCUUCAUAGUUGACUGCUGGGAAGUAUCUGUUAUGGGGGAGACUUUACUAUGCUCCCCGCCUUCUUUUCUCUGUUUUACUCUAUACUAAAUUACCAGCUUUAUUCAGUGGGAACGACUUGUAUUUUUUUGUAUGUGUAAGGUUUAUUAAUGAUCAAUGCUAAAUAGUAAAAAAAAAAAAAAUAAAAAAAAAAUUGCAUUUUUGGUGAAGGUUAGGGAAUGGGGGGAUAUUGUGUACUGACAUGCAUGUACACACCUACAUGACUACACGCAUUCACGCAACCAGACAUCAAUCAAUGCAUACACAUUCAGACCCAGCUCUUCAAAGUUCUCUUUCUGUUGACACCUGCAUACACACAGACACACACGCACACACACACACACACACACACACACACUGGGUGCAUCUACACAGUAGAUGAUAUCAAAGAAAGCUGCUAUGUCCCAAACUGAUAAUUUCCCAAAGAAACUUUGGAAACUGUUUCUGUGAAAUGGUCAACAAAGCACAAAUGUAUUUGUGAUACCAGGACCAACAAGUGUGUAUAAUAAACAGAAAAUAUAUAAUAAUAAUAAUGAUAAUAAUAAGGUGGAACUAACAAAAAGAUAAAAACUGAAAAACACUGUCACUAUUAUGAAUGUUGAUUUAAGUUAUGAGUACGAACGCAAGUGAAGUCUGAUUUAAAAACAAAAUUACCAACAAAAAAAAAACAAAAAGAGAAAAACCUUCCCUAUAACAACCACAAAAAAAAAAAAUUUAAUAUCUUUGUUCUGUGAUUGAAGCUUCCAGUUUGUUCCAUGACCUGACAUGGUAACCAUUGCCAACAGUGUCAAGUUACCAUUGUAUCCACAAAUCCAUACUGACAACUGUCUAGUUAGCAUUGCUUUUUUUUCCCAGCCACACAUUCGUACCUAGAAUAACCCACCAUGAUCUAUCUCCGAUUCUCUUUCAUGAGCUUUGAUGUUUGGCUUGAAUGGUGCAACAAACAAAAUAUCUUACAAGAUUCACAUGCAGUUGAUUUUCUUGUUCUUUUUUUUUUUUGUCUUUUUUUUAACUUUCACUUUCUUCACACUCAGGUUAUGAAAAAAUGAUUAAAAAAAACAAAAAUAUCACUUAAAAAAAACAAAAUAUGAACAAUUAUUUAAAUUAUUCUAAUUUAAAGAUUUUUGCAUAUUUAUAAAAGUCAUUCUUUUUCUUGAUUUUCUUUUAAUUUUUUUAAUUGUUUACUUUUAUUAUUAUUAUCAUUAUUAUUAUUGUUAUUAUUGUUUUGUUUUUUUUUGCUUCCUUCUACAGUCAGAAGAAUCAAAAAAAAAAUUCCAUCACACUAACAAUAUAUGGAACAUAAAAUUAGUUAACCAUUAUUUCUUAAUUUUGUUAUUUUUUUCUUCCCUGUCCCCUCCCUCAGGUGCAGUGAGGGGUGGUACUGGUAGCAGUCAAUUUGACAUUUAUUAGACAAGAAGCAGAGAUUAAGUUUAUCUUUUGUGUUGAUCAUUUCCCCAGGUAUUCUAACUCAUUGGAUCUGAAGUGCGGUAAUUUCAUGCCUACAGUCAUGAAAAUUGUAAAAUCAGAGAACAGGUACUGUUACUUCCCAUAGGCUAUCAAGAGUUUAAAUACCAAAGCUAAAGAAAUUUAUGGUAAGAAGUUUGCUUCCCAACCACAUGGUUGCAAGUUCAGUUCCAUUGUGCAGUACCUUGGACAUGUGUCUUCCACUAUAGCUCCAGGCUGACAAAAGCUUGUGAGUAAAUUUGGUUGACAGAAAUUAAAAGUCUAUCAUAUGUCAAUGUGUGUAAAAAAAGUGCUUGUCUUUCCACAAGUGUGGAAAAGUAUUUGUUUCCUGGCCAAGGGAAUGUUAUAACCACCUGAAGAUUAUCUAAUAUUUUAACUGACCAAUGUCAGAGUAUCUGCAAAGGUCAUGGGCAAUGCUUCUUUCUCCAGAUUCAACAAAAUAAAAAAAAACAAAUAAUAAUAAUGCGUCUGCUGCUGAUGAUAAUAAAAGGAAGUCAAAAAAUGAAUAAUGCAAUUAGAUGUGAUUAGUCCAGCAAUGAUUCUUUGCUAUCAGAAAAUAAAAUAGAAAGAAAUAGAAUCUGUUGAUUUACCAUUCAUGGAAUAUUUUUGAAAUAUAAAAUGAAAUAUCAGAUAUGUGAUAUGAUAUUGAUGAGUAAAGCUAUAAUGAUAAUAAUAAUAAUUUGGGGUUGGGAGCUAGUUGUUUACAUCAACCACAGUAUUUCACUGUUACUGUUAUCGACUCUGGAAGCAUGAAAGGUAAAGUUGACAUUGGUAUGAACUCAGAACACAAAGCCAAACCACAAUUUAGCCGACAGGAGUACAAAAAAAUCAAUACAUAUUCAGAGCUCUGACUGGAACUCUCAAAAAUGUAGAAUCCACAAUCUAAAGCUGUACCUUAUUGGAACUCUUGGUUUCAUUCCUCACAAGUUUGUCACACAUAUCAGUGAGCUGGAUGCAACACCUAACAUUGGAAUGUUCCAAAUUAUUGGUACCAUUGGGAACAGCUGACAUCCUGUGAUAUGUACUCUCUGUCUAUGGUCAUGUAAUGUGAUAGAGAGUUCAGAGUAAGUACCCAACUUUAAGUCAUGCUAAAGUAAGAAAGAUAUAACAACAACAACAACAACAAUAAUAAUUUAAAAUGAGAAUUAAGAUUCUGCCAAAAAUUCUUUUCAUGAAUUACAAAGAUCAGAGGGUUUAAUGUUGAACUCUAAAGUUUUGAAUAUUUGGAACAUCUCAGCUACUAGACAAGAUUCUGGACUGUCACGGAUAACUUUAUCUAGAAAAGCCUUUAAUCUGUUGCGCAAAAUUGUAUGGAUUAGAUAAGGACCUAGGUAACUUGGGACCUCAGAACCUUAUCAAAUACUUGCAAUGAAUAAUGCUCUAUAGUUACUCCCCACGCCUCAACUGACAGUGUGCUAUCAUUAUUGUUGAUAAAGCUAUCAAACAGCUAAUUAGAUGAAAAUUUUGUGAAACUAGUUUAGUUCAUGGCAUUUAAUUUUGUGUAACAGGUUCAGGGUCAAAAUUAUUUUUUUAGCUCUUGUGGGAGUCAAUAAAAUUAACAUACUGAAUCAACAUUCAUAUUGACAAUUUCACAAAAGAACAAAAUGAAGGGAAAAUAAUAUAAAAUUCAAACAAAAGAAAAGAGAGAAAAUAUUUUAAUAUUGUUUGUGUUGAGUUGGUAUGUAAUGAAGGUCUUGAUUAUUUUUUAGAGUUUGGUGGGGAUGUUGACUCUAUACCAAUGUCAUUGGUUUUAUUCAAAUUUAUGGAUGAUGAUGAUUGUAAUUAAUAUUGAUAGGUAUAAGAUAUAGUUAUUAGCUUGGAGAAAUAUGGGUACUCAGGAAUUUUUUUUUUCAACAGGAAACCUUACAUAUGCUCAAAGUCUUAGGUUUAAUAGAAAUGUAAAGUAAGGAAUUUGUUUAUCAAACCUUUCAUGAUGACAACAAUAAUACUUUCUUUAUAAGCUAGGAAGGAUCAAAGAGGAUAGUAUAAAGGACACAGUGGUGUAUGUGAAUGUGAUGUGUAAAACAAGUGAUAAAAACAAAUAACUAUUAAAUCCUGCAAUAAAGGGCGGGGAUAGCUCCUUAGGUAAGGCUUAUCAAGGAAACCCCACAAGACCUCAAUGACCAUGAAUACCAACAGCAAAUUCCCUCUCUCACAUUUCAUUCCCCAGCCUACAGGUGCAUGUUCAGAGUAAGCCCAUUUACCACUCACCCACCAUUUAAAGAAUUUACUUAGGGCAACACCUCCCUCUCUACCUUUAGCUCUUUCAAGAAGUACUUGAAAAAGUUAAUGAGAAUAUGACUGAGAGAAAGUGUCUGUUUUCAUUCCUUUCAGUUUUUUUGUAACACACAACUUUCACCCAUUGCCACUGAACAAAAGAAAACUACCUGCCCUUCUUGCUCAAAGGUGAUCUUUACUGUGGACGUAGCUGAUACAUGGAUCCAUCCUAGUUGUGACAGCAGCUGUUUGUCUAAAAUCCACAUGAUAGUAAUGCUCACACACUGAGUGAAGGUGUGCCAAACAGUCUCUUUGCCCUGUGCACAUCUUAGAUCUGACUGCACUUCUGUGUUUGUAGAAUACGUAUUGAACUGGCCAGGGGUUUCUGGACGUUCUCCACAGUUCCUGGACUGAGAGUUUCCUCACAAAAACAUUGAUGCUCUUUCUCAGCACUAGUCCUCUGUAAGUUCCACUGAUCAUAUUGCCUGACUGAUAGAGUUAUGAGAGGCUGACAACAUUGUGACAGUUGAUAUUUUAUUUUGUUUCCUUAUCAAUUGUUGGGUCUGAAGUUCAAAUCCUGGGGGCAAUUUUACCAUUUCAUCAUUUAUGAGGUAGCUUGGGCCUUGGAAAGAAACUUUUGUCAUCUUUGGGAUUAAGAUAUUUAAAAACAGGGACAUUAAAUGUGUCAUUUAAAGUUUUAAUUGUAGAAGUGAAAAUGGGAAUAAAAAAAAACUUGGGGGAAAAAAACUACCCCACUUCAGACCAAUAUGUAGUCUUAUAGAUUUGUUAGAAAGGAGCUGUCACAUUCAUGCCCUUCCCAAACUGAUAUUGAUAUAUGUCAGCUGUGAACUUAGAUCAAAGGCAUUCCAAAUAUGACCAUACUUUUUUUUUUCACCUGUUUUCAGAUAUAAUUUAUCUAGAAUUGCAUUAUGCAAUGUGUCCUUCAAACAGUGAAGUGUUGAGAGAAUUUGGGUGCUAUUUCCAGCAGGUGGGGGCAACUCUUAUUUGCUCCAGGGGCCAGUUGGUACAGUCAACAACAUGGAUUUUAUAUAUCCAAUAUUUGAUAAUAUCUUAAACAGAUUUAAAAUCCCCCUCAUCUCCCUCCAGUACCAUACACUUUGAUCAAAUCAUGUUACAAAUUGGCUAAUAGAUUUAAGACUAAAGCCUACAACUGCAAAAAUUUCUUGGGCUUUUAGGGUGUUAGGUUUUUAAGUUUGAAUCCCACUGAGAAUAUGUACAUAUUGGAGCAGCCCAUGCUGCAGCUAUUGUAUUUUCUCUGAGCAAGGUGCUUGACUCAGCUUUCCUAAGAUUAUUUUUUAAGAAAUCAACAUUAUAUUUUCUCUUUCCACUCACUGAAACAUGUUCAUAUGUGAAACUUAUAAAUGUAUAAUACAAUGUAUGUGUGUGUAUGUAUAUGUUUAUAUAUAUAUAUAUUUAUAAAUACACACACAUAUGCACACUCCAAUAUGUAUAUACUGUUUGUAUGUAUAGUGUAUGUCUGUGUGUGUAUGUUUAUUUAGAAAUGUGUGUGGUUUAUGUAAUGCCUCUGUAUAUCUAUUUCUUUGUGUUUAUAUAUUCCAUCACAUCACCUGGUUUCUGUAACUGAUGGUUAAACAGCGAUAUGACCUACAAUUUGAAGAAGCAUUGCAACUGGAUUUACACACUUGUGUGUAUGCAUGUGUGUGUGUGUGCGCACACACACGUACACACAUACACGUACACACACACACACACACACAUUCAUUCUUCUGUUGAUGAGGAGCAGUAACUUCUAAGAAAAACUAAUUAAAAGUGUAUCUUUAUAUACUCAUGCCAUAUAUACAUACAUACAUGUGUGUGUGUAUAUACUGAAUAAAUAUAGGUAUAUGUACACUUGCAUAUACCUAAAAUUUUACAGGGAACUUUGAAUAUCUUUAUAGAUUAUUUACAGAAAUUUACUGAUUUAUGUUUAAAAAUGUAACUUUUGACAAAAGUACGCUAAUUGUAUAAAUGAUAGUUGAAGGGUUAAUAUGUGAAAGAAAAGUUAUUAGGAAGAUUGUAAUGAGUUUUUUUUAAAUAGUAAGACUUUUGAGCCUCUCUAUAUAUGUUCUUCUUCACACACACACACACACACACACACAUAUAUAUAUAUAUAUAUGUGGGUGUUUGCAUGUAUGCAUAUAAAUGUAUAAUGUCUGUAGCCUCAUACACAUACAUAUAUCUCUGACAUUUUGAUAAUCUGUUUUGAAAUAGUCAUUCCUUAAAUCCCUUUUAACCCCGGGAAUAUCAAAAUUGGAAGUUAUUUGAGCAGAAGGGACUUUCUUUUUCCUUCCUCCUACUUUCACCCCCUGUUACAUAUUACUUGCACUAUAUUCUUAAAUUUUUGCAAUUUCUAAAGUAUUACCUUCCCCUCCCUAACCACCCUGGAAUUGAAGGAGUGAAAAUUAUAGGUUGGCAUUUGUACUUUGGCUUCUCAUUAGUUGACCAGUAUCUACCUUCUUCCUCACUUCUCAUUCGUUAGUGCACUUUCAAACAUUUAUUUAAUCAGCCUCAUCUUCAGUUGCAUAUUCAGUUUUAUAAUGAUUCUGAGCUUAAAAAAACUAUUCGAGAAAUAAAUUCCUUUUUUGUCUUUUUA